Molecule: messenger RNA, 2885 nt
Organism: Hydra vulgaris (swiftwater hydra)
Lineage: Eukaryota; Metazoa; Cnidaria; Hydrozoa; Anthoathecata; Hydridae
Product: cGMP-dependent protein kinase 1
Biological process (GO): protein phosphorylation
Molecular function (GO): cGMP-dependent protein kinase activity; ATP binding
Source: RefSeq, a predicted model, not a curated record
UAUACUUCUCAUCGAUACUUUUUAUUAAGUUAUAGUUGCUAACUUGGGCUUUUGGCAAAGCCAUUUUGAAUCAACACAAAAUUAUUUCCACACCCAAUACGCGUUAAGUAAAAAAAAAACUUAAUAUUUUGUAAAAAUAAGAAAUGUUUUAGUUAAUACUCUGUAUGAUCAAAUAAAUUUCACUGAAUUUACUACAACGGUGUGGAGUCUUGUUAUGUGAAUACUGCUAUAAUGUUUAAGUUUUUUCAAAGUAACUCAUCGUCUUCCGACGCUAGUAGUAGUAAUAGUGGUGGUGCUGGUUCAGAACACGGCAGUAACAUGGGUAGCACUAAAGAUUUGCAUCAGAAAGAUUAUGAAAUUAAAAUGAGAGACUCUAGAAUUCAAAUGUUAGAGCAAGAACUUAAAAAAAAAGAUGAAACAAUUAAAAAAUUAAAUAGUGAACUUGAUAAAUACCGAUCUGUUUUGCAACCAUCAAGUCCAACAUCUGCUACAGUUUCAAAAACAAGACAAAGGUUGCCAGGUAUAUCUGCAGAACCUCAAACGUUAUCCAAAGCACAAGCUCAAGCUCAACCUCUCAAAAGGAUAUCCAAGUCACAAAGGUCAAAAGAUACUAUCAGAGAAGCCAUUAAAGAUAAUGACUUUCUUACGUAUUUGGAAGCUUCCCAAGUCAAAGAGCUGGUUGAUGUUAUGUACUCUAAAGAAUUUAAAAAAGGAGAAUAUAUUAUACGAGAAGGAGAACCUGGACAGCAUUUAUAUGUUAUUGAAGAUGGUGUCUGUGAAAUUAUAAAGGAUGGCAAAGUUCUUGGAGAAUUAGGACCAGCAAAAGCAAUGGGAGAGUUGGCAAUCUUAUAUAACUGUGUUCGGACUGCUACUGUUAGAGCAACAACAAGUGGGAAGUUAUGGACAAUUGACAGGCAAGGUUUCCAAACUAUCAUGAUGAAGACUGGUAUGCAAAGACAGCAAGAGCAUAUGGACUUUUUAAAAAGUGUACCCGUUUUAAAGGAAGUUGCAGAUGAUGCUCUAGCAAAAAUUGCUGAUGUGUUAGAAGAAGCAUUCUAUGAAGAAGGUGAAUAUAUUAUUCGACAAGGUGCCCGUGGUGACACAUUUUUUAUUCUCAAAAAAGGCACAGUUGACAUAACUCAGCGAGCAUCUGUCCAUAGUGAACCACAGUUUGUACGGUCACUGAGUAAAGGAGCAUAUUUUGGCGAGAAAGCUCUUUUAGGAGAAGAUCUUCGAACUGCUAAUGUUAUUGCUGGAAAAGGUGGUUGCGGGUGUUUAGUAGUUGAUAGAGAAUCGUUUUCAAUGUUUAUUGAAACUCUCAGUGAUAUCAAGAAAGAUAGUUAUGAAAGUGAUGAUAAAAAGCGAGGAGUUGAUCUUAAGUCACCAACGCUGGCAAAAGAACAAGAUGAGUUUUCAUUUGUAACUUUAGAUCAACUUAAAAUAGCAGCAACUUUAGGUGUUGGUGGUUUUGGCAGAGUAGAAUUGGUUCAACUUGCAAAUGAUAAACGCACUUUUGCACUAAAGCAACUAAAAAAGAAACAUAUAGUAGAAACUCGUCAACAAGAUCACAUUAUGUCUGAGAAACGAAUUAUGUCUGAAGCAAAUUGUGCUUUUAUAGUAAGAUUAUACAAAACAUUCAAAGAUAAAAAGUAUUUAUACAUGUUGCUAGAAGUUUGUUUGGGUGGUGAAUUGUGGACCAUCCUUAGGGAUAGAGGUUCAUUUGAUGACAAUACAACACGUUUUUAUGUUGGUUGUGUGAUAGAAGCGUUUUCCUACUUGCAUUCUAAAGGUAUUGUUUACAGAGAUCUCAAGCCCGAGAAUCUUCUGUUAGAUGAUAAGGGUUAUUGCAAACUUGUAGAUUUUGGUUUUGCUAAGAAGAUUGGUUUUGGGCGAAAAACAUGGACAUUUUGUGGAACUCCAGAAUAUGUUGCUCCUGAAAUUAUUUUAAAUAAGGGUCAUGAUUUUGCAGCAGAUUAUUGGUCACUUGGUAUUUUAAUGUAUGAGUUGCUAACUGGCAGCCCUCCAUUUUCUGGCUCUGACCCAAUGAAAACAUAUAAUAUUAUUUUGAAAGGAAUUGAUAUGAUUGAGUUUCCUCGAAGAAUAACUCGCAAUGCUCAUAACCUAAUAAAGAAAUUAUGCAAAGAUAAUCCAUCAGAGCGACUUGGUUACCAAAGAAAUGGGUUAAAGGACAUACAAAAGCACAAAUGGUUUGAUGGUUUUAAUUGGGAUGGGUUAAAGAACCGUAAACUAGGACCUCCUAUUAUUCCUAAAAUAAAGUCACCUUUAGACGCUUCAAAUUUCGAUGACUAUCCAAAAGAUGACGAAAUACCCCCAGAUGAUGUUACUGGAUGGGAUAAAGAUUUUUAAUUUCUUUGCUCCUUUCUAUUUUAUCUAUAUAUCCAGAUAAUGCAAUUGGGCCAGCUGCUAAUAUUGGACGCUAGUCUUGUAUCAAGAUUCAGUAAAUAUUUUGAUUUUAGAUAGUGUUCUGAGUUGUGUUCAGGGACAUAUUUUUAGCAAAUUUUUUUUUGUGUUAUUUAUAAGUAUGUUUUAGUGUUUGAAUAUAGAAUCUAGGCGCGAAUUUUUUAUACUUUUUCUUUUAUGCACACAUUCAUCUUGCUUGAAUCAUGCUUAAUUUUUUAAUGCUUUAAUUCAUGGUCUUCCUACACGCAUUCAUUCUGCAGUGUUAAAUGUUUUAUUAGAAUUUUUAUUUCCCCCUUUUUUUUUUUUUUUUCCUUUUUUUUUUUUUUCUAAUUUUUUGCACCUUAGAUGAGUUAUGCGAAGUGUAAUAUAUCUUUUUACUUAUGAUGUUUAAUAAUUAAUUUAUAGUGCUUGUCAUGCAAGAAGUGUAGAUAGAUUUUUUAGAAUACUUAAAAUAAGUAUAAACA